AUGGCGAAGAACGGUAGACCCAUAGUUGAAGAAUGUAAUAUUCAAGAAUUUGAUAAAAGAAUGCGAAAGCAUAACAGAAUCAAUAAGAACAAGGAAAGAUUCGAGGAAACAAAUUUACCGAGUCCACCACCCGAUCCUUGGACGUCUCCGAGAUGCUCACAAGCCGUUCAUAAUUUAUCCGUAGAACCACCGCAAGAAGAAGACGACAUCAUUGCUUAUUUAGCGGGUAUUCGUACACCACCACCGUGCGAUAGUCGAAACUCUGAUUGUUUAUCAAGGAAUUCAGCGACAUCGACAAUGGCUGUGGCGAGUAUCUAUACGGAGGAAUCCUUCGAGCAACUGGACAGGAUCUACGAAAUGGCGGAGCAGAUACUGGAACUCCGCGAUCGUAGCUCGAAACUAUUCAAACGUGUCAGAGAAUUAGAAAGACUAAAGGUAUUGAGAACGGCGGAUUUGCGUGCGGAGAGAGCAAUUUUUGCUAAUAAAGACAUAAGUAGUGAUUUACCAGAUGAGGAUGCUGGCUUUGCCGAGUCUUUAUUGGACGCAAUAAUAUCGAGCAGUCGAGAUUCCCAAUUUCAAAGACGAAAUCCGAGGUCACCGUCUUCUUCGAGACAAAGAAGCCGAUCGCUUGCCAUGUCUGAACAAUCUUUACCACGAUCGCCAAAUCUGGGUAACCGUUCGGCGCUUGGUAUAGAGAAGGCGAUCUUCAGGAAUGAAAAUUCUGGUGUACCGAAAGUCUCUAAAUGGACCAGAGUAAAGGCUGCUUUUAAGUGGGAGAGAGCCUGUCCCAAUGAUAUGACAGAUUCAAACAUCGAACAAACAUCAACGACACCGAGCACACCAACUACGAAGUAUCUUCGAAUUCCAGAUAUUGCAUCUGGGAAUUGGUCCUGUACCGGGGAACUCUCAGGACCCUCCACGCCACUCGGCCGACCCUCUUCAGCUUUUUCUUCCAACGAAGAUGUAUUUGAUCGUCAGCGAAAAUACAUAUCCGAUUCUACUGAUCGACGAAUAUCCCGAGCGAAAGAAAUUUCGAAAAGAAACGAAUCUACCGUAUGCAACAAAUCGCCCGAAGAUGACAUUACCGUGACUAUCGAUGACGACACCGUACAGAAUGCGAGCGAAAUACGCGAGACUAAUCAAGAAAAACCACUAAUUCGAAUCACGACGGAAAGCACUUCUGAACCCCAAGUCAAUAUAUCUAAUUCGAAAUCUUCAUCGAGUUCUGAUAAGGAUGCAGAAGCUACACUUAAAAAGCCGACACCGACUUUAACUAUCACAAUACCAUCUAGCGAAGAAGAAUUCCGAAACGUUUCUUCGCCGGAAUCUACUUCGCCACUUCCUUCCAGCACGCUUGACUCCGGUCAAAGUUCACCGCAUCAAGUAAAGGCUCGUCAAAGUGGUCAGAAUUUGACGGAAUUUAAACGACAGCGAUCCAUUGUGGAGGAAUCGUCGGCUUCAAAAAUUCAGAGAAUGGAUUCUAAAUGGAACAAAGUUAGACGGGCUUUUCUAUCCAACACUGCUUUCAGUGUCCCACCAAGUCCAGUGAGAGUAAUAGCUAGACAAUCCUUUCUUCAGGAUGAAUCAGAAACACCUAGAGCUCGUAGUUGCAGUGGCAGUGUAGAGGAUUUAUCUAAGAACUCCUUAAUUUCAAACACUCAGCUGGAAACUCGACGAGAUUAUCAAGCAUUGCGCGAAAAGCUUGGAGCUGAAUUUCAUCAAAAACUAAUAGAAUGGGAACGAUUAAAGAGAUCUACGGGAGGCAAUACGAGAAGCACUCGAGAUGCAUUUACUCCCAGCAAUGGAACAACACCAAGCAGUCCUCACGAAAGUUUGCUUUUGGCGGAAGAUAGACUAGCUCCAGAAUUCAAGAAGAAACUUCAAGAGUGGAAACGGUCGAAGAAAGGACGAAGAGCGAGUGCUUCCACAGAAUCCCAACGAGUUAAUCGACGACGCUUAACGGAUUGGCAGCUCUGGCGGUAUCCUUCAAAACCGGAAACGAAAGCUCAGGAAGUGAUGGGUCCUCGUCGUAGCUGCGGAAGCGUUGGUAGUACCGGUAGCAUUGGAAGCGAUAGCAGACUUCACUUGUGUGAGGAUUUUGUAAAAAGAAUGGAAGCCUGGAGAAGACUUAGUGAGGCAUCGAGAAGACCACCAUCUGCUCGAUUAGGUUUCACCUCCGGUAUUGUGGACGAGACAGAAUUUCUUGCUUUGGACAGAAUUCUCUCAGUUUUUGGAAACAUCGAACAGGAAACUCAGCAGGAUAGUGAUUGGUUUGAACGAAGAUCAAAUUUGACCGAAAAAUCGCAAAAUUUUAAAUCUGCUAAUGAAAUCUUAAUCCGGACAUCAGUUGGUUCCUAUCGCUUCGAAGGUAUAUCUCAAGAAUUUACCAGGAAAUUAUAUGAUUGGGAAAAGUUCCGUGGCAUAUCCCCGAGAUCUUCAACAUUUCGUUUAUUAGGUCCGGCUUAUGCAUCUCUUAUAGAAACGGUGAACGAUUCAACGACAACUGACGUCGCAACUACAGCAGAUGAAGAGGAGGUUUUCCUUGGUGGUAUCAAGAGAUCUAAAUCGCUGGGAAGUGUUGUCGAAGCUAGCGAACGUACGCAACCAUUUAUUCGUCGUCCUGCUAGUCUAUGUUCAUUGAACUAUUUGACCGAAAAGUUGAAAGGAACAGAUUUUAUGGCUGAUUCCCCAGCACUUGUAGGCUCAGAGAGAAGGCCAAAUACCUCAGUAGAUAGGAUCAUUGACGACUUUGAACCAGAGGCUGUGAUAGUCGAUAUCGAGGACGUCAUCGAAGAAACGGCUAGUCCCUUGAGAAGAGUUCAGCCUCAUCAGACUCCAGUUUACUCCGUAGCAGCCAGCGAAACGACUAGUAUAGCUGUACCUCUUGGUACGGUGACGUCUAGUCACGAACCAUCUCCAGCGAUUCUGAUGGAAGUCGAAGAUGAUCCGAACAGAGAACAUUGGGAGUCAAGAAACUGGAACUUGAGGACUGAUCUUUCCAUUCGGAAUUCUUCUGUUCCAGGCAAUUGGCUUCCAUUCUGGGGCGAAAAGACACAUUUUUCAGCAUACGAUAAGACUAACCCAGAGUUUGAAGAAGAUCGGCAUCGAAGAUCAGAUCAUUGCUACCAACAUAUUUCCGAUCAAAAAACGUGGACGACUGUUGGUUGGAAUAAAACAACCAAGUAUCCAUCUGAUCGCUCCUUCGAGUUAACUCAGAACGAGCAAUUAUUCGAUAGUAACGAGGAAGAAUAUAAUUGCAUGAAUUUGAAGAGUGAAGUACGAGGUAUUCGUUUUGGGAGAAAUAACGAUGAUAAUGCGGACAAAACUUGGAUGAUGACUGAUGAAUGUAUUGAAGAUACACCUGUAUAUAAUGUGUCCAAAUCCGAAGAAAUUCCGACUAGAACUACGGGAACUAGAACUAUGGGAGAAAUGGAAGAACCAAUGGAGUUGCCGUACGAGGAUAACGAGGAGCAAAGGAGCGAAAGGAAGGAGCUGAAAAGAGACGAGGAUGACAUUGACGACAAGAACGAUGGCAAGAAAGAAAUCCCUAAUGGAAACAGAAACGAAAGGAAUUUAAGCUUCUCUUACCAUCAUCAAUCUGGAGCUGUCGAUAAUCACACUGUCGAUAAUCUAGGAAACUUUUCAGGAAGUUCUACUGUAUCUUCGAAAUCUGAGUCGGAUUUCUUUCGGAAUAAUAAUGUUGGUGCAAGUGAAAUCUCAAAGGAGGAAAAGGAUAUUGAAGAAAAGUUCUGCAUAGAUAACAAAAUAUUUCCAUUACGUCAAUACGCUGACUUUAACGCAAUGAGAUGCUCUCACGAUUUUUCUUCCUCCAGUAUUAUUGAGAAUAAAUAUGGAAACAGUAAAGAAAUUCGAAAUACAGAAAUUUCGAAGGAAGAAGAGAUUGCGAGGAAAAAUCUGUCACUCGUAAAAGGAAUUGAAACAAUCCGAAAGACAGACCAGAAAGAAUAUCGUUCCUUUGAGAGGAUUUCAACACCGUUUAAGAAUGGUAAUCUGGAGUAUCGUGAACCAACCAUUAGAACGACGCCAUUAACUGUAUCGACGCAUCGCGGAGCACGUUGCGUCGAAAGAAUCAUCAUCAACGAAGAAACUCUAAAGAAGAUAGUCGUGCCUACAGCGAGCAGCGACAGUGCGAGCAGCUCGUCGAGAUCGAAAAAGGAUGAGCCUUCGAAUACUUCGAAUAAUCAUUCAGACUUGGAUGAAGCUUGUAACGACAACAACAAGCUUCCUGUUGAACUUGGCUCUCACGUUGUAAAUCAAAAUGUGAAUAAUGGCAUACGAGCGAAACAGAAAGCAGAAUCUACUUCUCGAAACGUUUUCAUAAAGACCAAACGUAUGAUAUUUUCACCUUUCCGUCGUGCUUCUCAUGAAAGAGAUAUCGAUGAAUCCACCUUGAAUCGAGUGGAAAGACCAAAGAGCAAGAGUAAGAGUAAAUCAAGAUCGGCAUCGCCCAGAACUUCGCGGCAUGAAACUGUGCCUCGAACGCCUCUGUCUCUUUCAUGGGCCCUUCGAUCUUCCUCGAAAGAGCCGGAAACAAAGGACGACGUUCCUUUUGAACGACGUGGAGAGGAAAGGUUCUGGUUUCAAAAAUAUCACAAGCGUACACGUUCAGGGGAAGAACGUGUUGUUCAGAACAGUAAAAUGAUAACUGAAAAAGAAGAAAAGAAAAUUAGUACCGAAAAGGUGGAAAUUAGUACAAGUACGCGUGAUAAAGAUAUUAAUAAAGAAGUCGCGUAUGUCGAAGAAAAGAAAGUAGUAGAGAAGAAAGAUGAGGAACAAAAAAAAGAUUAUAGAAAUCCUAUUGACGACGGUUACGAAGAAAUUAUAGUUCGAGAGACUGAACAGGAGCAUCAUUUAUCUGAAGUACCAAUUUUCGGGAUACAGGAAGAAGAUGAAACAGAACGUUCCACGAUAACGGAGGAUAAAUUGCCUUCAGAUCUUGUACACAAAUUACGGAUCCUUUCAAAUGCGGCGGCGAGAAGGGACGGCAGAAUUGGUAGUUGUAUUGCUACAACAGAGUCACGGAGCUCGAGAAUACAACGGGCAAAAGAGGGCUUCCUAUCGCGUCGUGGUGGUCCCUUAUGUCAAUCCAUGCUGGAGCCUUUGACACCCGUAACUUCAAAUCAAAAGGACGAUCCACUUUCCAUGGACGAUCGCAAAGAUUUGACUUUGAAUAUCGAAAAUGUAAAUCGUGAAAAUACAAAUCGGGAUCCUUUAGUCGAUUGUCCGACUGAACCGUCAUCCGUUUCACGAUCACCAACCCUUUCUCAGAACUCGAAUUCCAAGUCUGAUUUGGUAAAAUCUGCUAGCGCCGGAAUGAUAAACGUCGAUCCAGAUACUUUUGGUCGACUUGCUAGUAGUAAUCGUGGAUGUGAAUCCUUACCACGAACGAUAUCGAAGCGAAGAGAUUCUGAUGGACCCUUAGCAAGAAUAGUCAAUAAAUUAAGAUUUUCAAAAUUGAUGCGAGGUAAGGACAAUGAAGAUGGAAAUAUGAGUACGAUCUCUACGUUAUGUCGGCAAAGUUUACUUAUUGACGUUCGUUCCGAUCUCGAGGAAAACUAUGAAAACGAAGAUCAGUCGGACGAAGAAGAGGAUGAAAAUAGCAAGGAACGUCGGUGAGGCUAAAGCGGUAAGAAGAGGAAUCGAGAUUUAUGAUUGACGAUGUUUAACGAUUCGAUGGUGUUCUGUAAAUUAUAAUUAACUAUUUUAUCAAACAGAAAUGAAUGAAACGAAGAGUUAAGUAUAUCUAUUCAUCUUCAUAAUCUACUAUUUUCAUACAUUAAUGAUGCUUAACGAAGAGGAAUUUAAAUAAUAAAUGACACGAGAUAUUUUAGUA
Vespula pensylvanica (western yellowjacket) is the source of this 5854-nucleotide messenger RNA. RefSeq lists its product as uncharacterized. The record is from RefSeq and is a predicted model, not a curated record. Lineage: Eukaryota; Metazoa; Arthropoda; Insecta; Hymenoptera; Vespidae. Bases 1 to 5637 code for a protein of 1878 amino acids. The transcript has 15 exons.